UUGAAAUGCCCCUUCUGUAACGCAACUAUUUUACAAGUUAGUUUAGGAAGAUGCAGCAUUUCAUUUCACUCUGUAUUUUGUGGUUCAAUAUAAAAAUAAGAAGAUUUAUUCCAAUUCUCAUCAGGAAACCAAAUGACACAGAAACAACUAUAGGUCAUCGUACGGCCUUAAACAAUGACCAAAGCCCAUACCGAAUAGUUAGCUAUAAAAGGCCCAAAAUGAGGUUGUCUUAUAUAAAAACACAAGGCUCACUUCUUUAGAUGACUCUUUACUUGGUAAUUUGUUCUGUUUAAAAAUCUAUCAACACAAAUAGAAUAAAGAACAGAAACGGGGAAUGUGCCAAAGAAACCACUGCCUGACCAAUGAGUAGAAAACAGUCCAAGGUGCAGCGAGAUUUCUGGAACCCAGAGGCGGGUUACAACUGACCUAUACACAAUAAUGUAUACUAGUUCCGCAAAUGAGAGGCCUCAAUGAACUCCGAGACAUACAAAUGAACAAAAAUUAAAAAAUAAAAACAAGUCUAGAGGUUCCUGACCUUGGAGAGUCACAAAAACACAGCAGGUCUUAAUAUGUUUUGUUUGAUCCCAACCCUCUCAAUAUACCGCAGCCAACAGGAAAUCAAACACAUAGCAAAACGCACAAACUCAGUUUAAAAGAAGUCAUUAUCCGAUGUUUGAAUAGGUAACAUUAGAAACUAAGCAAAAUAACAAUGAUCAAAAUAAAUUUACAAACGACUACUGGCUGUUAUUGACAUGACAGAACAAUACCUAAAAUAAAUUUACAAACGACUACUGGCUGUUAUUGACAUGCCAGCACAAUACCUAAAUCAAACUGUACAGAUAAUGUCUUCAUCCUAUGAAAUCAACCACAAUUCCUCCCGUUAAGGGUUUACAAAAGUUUACUUCAUUUUUUUAUGCUUCCUUCAAGUAACAAAAUUCUGUCUAAAUAAGAUAUAUUUAGUAGGAAACAUUCAAAUCAUGUUACAUGCAUAUCGCUUUCAGUACAUAAGAAGAAAUCUUCCAACAUGCAUUAGUGGUGGUUGAUAAUUUCCCUUUAGUAACAAAAAUGACGAAUUCAUAUAUACAUGUUUAUACAUGCCCAUUACACGUAAAGAAAAUGUAAAGAAAAGAAAUAAAAUGAAAUCACAAGGAGCGAAAAGAAAGAAAAUGAAAUUACAAAAAGAAAAAAAAGAUGAAUGGGCAACAGAAACCAUCAACACAUCCCCUGGGAAGCUACAAAUAUAGCGAUACGGAGCUUUAUUACGGAACAGAACUGCUAUCGACAUGAUCGAUACAGUACAAUGCUAAGCCUUGUUGUGUUUAAUAUCAUACUUUGGUAGCUACGUCACAAAAUAGUUAUAUAUAUAUAUAUAUAUAUGCAUGUACAAAAAAAAUCAAAUGACCCUGUGGAUUAAAAUAUUUGUCCCCUGUUUAAUGAAAUGAUACAAUUUUUGUUUAAACACCGCUUUUAAUAAUAGAUAUUCAAUAAAAUUCCAUCUGAUAUAAAUAGGUUGAGGCAAAUACGGGAUAAUUUAUAUUACAUUGACUUAUUAAAUUCGUAUGGUCGACCGCAACCAUGUAGAUAGAAGUCCUUAUCGAUUUAAAGAGUCGACCAGGAGAUGGGCUGUGCAAGCGAUGAAACGAUGCGGUUAUUAGAUGUAUGUAAAGACCUGGAUAGUCAUGAUAUUGCAUCGUUCAAAUAUUUAUGUCAAGAUGAUAUUGACCUUAAAAGGUUAGAUACAAGCCAUGAAACAACUGACAUAUUCCAGUUACUUUCACACAAGGAGUCUUUGAUAGAAUAUGUGGGCCAUCGCCUGUGUCUAAUGGAUAGACCUUGCUUAGUUAAAGAACUUGGGCUAGAUCUAGAAGCAGUAAAGAGUGCCGUUGGAGAUGUCACCACUAGCACUAUAACACAAUACAGGAAAGCGUUGUUCAACGUUGCACAAGACCUGUCAAUGGAAGAUGUUAUAGCAAUGAUACAGAAAUCAAGAGACUGUUUGAAGAAUUUUUCUCCCGCAGUUCGUCAAAUUGAAAAGAUAGGAAAAAGUGGGAAAGUAUUUGAAUUCCUUAACAUCAUUCAAGAGAAAAAACAUAUUACAUCAAACAACGUUUCAUUUUUGUACCAAUUACUAUACGACAUAAACCGGGGAGAUUUGGUACAUAUUUUGGACUCCAUUAAAGGUUAUGAUUUAAAUGGCUUUUACCCUUUUGACCAAUGCUACCCAGGAAAAUGUAUUAUAAUCAACAAUUGCAAGUUUGAAAAUGACCUUUUAGAGAGGAAAGGUUCCCACCUCGAUGCUGAUGAGCUCUCGAAAACCUUUAGACAGUUAAAUUACAAAAUAGAGAGACACGAAGAUCUCAAAUCUCAUCAGAUACUUGAGGUUACUGACACCUUAUCAAAGCAAGAUCACAGUAGAUACAGUUCUGUGGUAGUAUGUAUUCUAUCCCAUGGAGGCCCCCGUUCGGUUUAUGGUGUUGAUGGAUUCCCAGUGCCAGUAAGAAAUCUUACUGAAAAGUUCACCGGGUCAAAUUGUAAAAGUUUGGCUGGAAAACCAAAGCUGUUCUUUGUGCAAGCUUGUCAAGGGAAAAAGGAGCAAAUUGUUCAACGCAAGGCAGCUCCAAGACCAGCAGCGAAAGCCCGAAAUGAUGUCAUAGCUGUGGAAAUAGACGAAGAUGAUACUGUUGAAGAGGUCAUUCCUGACGAAAGCGAUUUCUUAUUAGCGUUUUCCACAGCGCCAGGGUGUUCAUCAUACAGAGAUCCUAAUAAUGGGUCGUAUUUCAUACAGGCGUUAUGUGAUCAAAUACAAAAAGAUUGUAUAAGGAACCAUUUGCUUGAUAUACUUACAGAUGUCAACAAGAGAGUAAGCAAGUACGAUAUACCCAUUGAAGACGACCAGACAGUCAAAACCGUACCUUCUUAUUAUUCGUCUCUCACACAUAAACUUCAUUUCUUUCCAGUUAAUACACGAUAGAUUGUAUUUUCAGUUUAUAUAUGUACAAAAAGAUGAAAACAACACUUUACAGUACACAUAUCAUGCGUCCGAAGAGCCCUUCUGGAUUUACCUUCACCAGGAACGGUCAAAUUCCAAUAUUUGAACAUCAAGUAUGUAAAAGAAUAUAAACAGUUGAAGAGCCAAAUGACCGAAUGGUAUAUAAAAAUUAAAGCUAAUCCAUCUAAGGUUACCUUUGCCUGAGGGAGUUGGAAUCUUAGUAAAUGACAUUUUGGCACACAUAUUUUUUACAGUCAUUGCAAAAGAAGUAAAUAAAAACAACCGUAAAAUACCAGAACGACAAAUACUAUUUGCAGUGCUAUGAUUGUGUUUUGGGGUUAAAAAGAAGGGGUCGAUAAAAUAACCAUUAUGUUUACCUUAAAAUUGUCAAAAAUAGUAAAAUAAGUCAAACGAAGAAAAUUAUGUAAAUGUCUUUGUGUUUGAUAUCAAUUGAUAAAAUAUAUAGAUAUUAUUAUCAAAGCAUUCAAAAUUUCACUUGAAAAAUUUUACAGUUUCUAAAAAGUUUAAAAAAAUUGUAAGCCCAAACUGUAUAUGACAGACAACGGUCUACCACACUAUAAUCGGUAUCUUACAUUUUGUUUUUACUUAUUAUAGACGGGUUGGCGUUUUGUUAAAAUCUAUUGGACGUUUUUAUACGACCACAAAACAUUUUUUGGGAUCGUAUAAUGGUAUGAUGUCGUCGUCUUCGUCUGCGUCGUCGUCCUAAGACACAUUGGUUUCCGGACAAUAAGUUAAGUUUAAGUGAAUGGAUCUCUAUGAAAUUUUUUAAGAAGGUUCAAUACCACAAAAGGAAGGUUGGGAUUGAUUUUGAGGAUGAUGGUCCCAACUGUUUAGGAAUUAGGGGCCCAAAAGGGCCCAAAAACAAGCAUUUUUCUAGUUUCAGGAUAAUAACUUGUGUAUAAGUAUUUCGAUUGCUCUGAAAUUGUACGACAAUGUUUAAUACCACAAGUAGAAGGUUGGGAUUUGUUUAAGGGGUUUUGGGGCCAACAGUUUUGGAAUUAAGGGCCAAAAAAAGGGCCAAAAACAAGCAUUUUUCUAGUUUCCAGACAAUAACUUGUGUGUAAGUGUAUGGAUCUCACUGACAUUGUACCACAAGGUUCCAUAUCACAAAAGGAAGGCUAGGAUUGAGUUUGGGUUUAAUUGCCCAAAUAUGUAGGAAUUAGGGGCCAAAAAGGGUAAAAAACAAGCAUUUUUCUAGUUUCCAGACAAUAACUUGUGUUUAAGUGUAUGGAUCUCUCUGAAAUUGUACUACAAGGUUCCAUACUACAAAGGAAAGGCUGGGAUCGAAUUUUGGGGUUAUUGCUCCAAGUGGGGUUUUAAAAAGUUGGGGGGGGAUUUUUUUUCCCAAUUUUUUUUAGAGGAUUCAUAUUGUUUUUUUCAAAUUUAGAAUUUUUGAAAAGUUUCAAGAAGAAAUCUUCAAUUGCACAGUAUUGCGCAAUAGAUUUGUAAGAUCUUUGACCACAUUUAUUUUGUGUCAGAAAUCUAUAUUAUGUCAAAAAUUUGAUCACAAUCCAAAUUCAGACAGUAUCAAGCUUGAAUAUUGUGUCCAAAUUUGUACCAACUGUUCAGGGUUCGACCUCUGCGGUCGUAUCAGGCUGCGCUCAGCGAAGCAUUUCAUUAUAUAGAAUAUGAAUACUUUACAAUUUAUGAGUUCAAGAGAUCAAAAUGUUUGAGCUUUUGAAUUUGCCAUUUGAUGAAGGACUUUCCGUUUUGAAUUUUCUCUGGAGUUUUUUUUUUUUUUUUUGUUAUUUUUCUUUUUGCUAACAAUAUGUAAAGAAAAACAAUAUAACUAAAGAUAAAAGGAUAUUAAACAGCAACCCAAGAAAACCUUUCCAUUUUGAAUUUUCCUUGUAGUUUUUUUGUUGUUGUUAUUUUUCUUUUUGCUUACAAUAGGAGAAAAAAAAUAUAGCUAAAGAUAUAAGGAUAUUAAACAGCAACCCAAGAAAACAUCUACAGAUCAAUGUACGGUUUUCAACAAUAGACAUAUGGUUAUACUGGAUCACAAGCUUGUAAUCACCCCUAACAAACUGUAUCUAUGACAUUAAUGAUAUGUGUUGUUUUACAUUUUGAUGUAUUGUCGGGUUCUCUGGUUAAUUUUUCUUUACACAUAUUUUUUUUUUCUAUUUAUGGGUUGUACUAUAUUCUUAAAUGACUAAUUAUUUUUCGUUAAAGAUUAAAUGGCAUCAUUGAACACUUGAUCUCUUAAAAUUCUGGAUACAAUUUAGUUUUUAUCGAUCAUUUUAAAUUAUUAUAGUUUUUUUUUUGCUCAGGAUACAGUUUUAAAAAUGAUGUAAUAUUUCAAUUAUUCACUAGUGUACGUUCAACUUCAUAUUUCCUUAAAUAAUCAUUAUAUAAUAUUAUGUUUUGUUUACACAGAAAAUCCAGAUGAAAGACGGCAGCUUAUUUUUAUUUUUUUUGAAAUGUUUUACCAUAUCUAUCUUCUUGGUGAAUUACAGCGUAUUCUUUCGGUUUUAUUUUUGUUUUUAUGAUUGUGAUAAAUUUGAAUAAUUGUACCAUAGUUAUUUUUGUGAUUAUAUUUUUGAGAUUUAUUCUUCCUCGUGUAUAAUUUUUGAAUAGCUCAUAUUGUUCAUUCAUCAGUCUAUGAUAAGUUCCAAUAAAAUUGAGAAUGGAAAUGGGGAACAUGUCAAAGCGACAACAAUCCUACCAAAGAGAAGAAAACAGCCGAAGGCCACCAAUGGGUCUUCAAUGCAGCGAGAAAAUUCCGCACCCGGAGGUGGUCCUCAGCUGGCCCCUAAAUAAAAUUGUGUGCUAGUUCAGUGAAAAUGGACGUCACACUAAACUCCAAAACAUAUAAAUGAACUAAAAUAAAAAAAAAAACAUACUAGACUACCAAAGGCCAGAGGAACUGACUUGGGACAGGCGCAAAAAUGUGGCGGGGUUAAACAUGUUUAGUGAGAUCUCAACCCUCCCCUAUACCUCUAGCUAAUGUAGAAUAAAGAAACACAUAGCAAUACGCACAGUAAAACUCAGUUUAAAAGAAGUCCGAGUCCGAUGUCAGAAUAAGUAACAAAAGAAA
Molecule: messenger RNA, 6047 nt
Organism: Mytilus californianus (California mussel)
Lineage: Eukaryota; Metazoa; Mollusca; Bivalvia; Mytilida; Mytilidae
Product: caspase-3-like
Exons: 8
Coding region: 1619-2971 (450 amino acids)
Biological process (GO): proteolysis; regulation of apoptotic process
Molecular function (GO): cysteine-type endopeptidase activity; protein binding
Source: RefSeq, a predicted model, not a curated record